AUGUCAUUAGCUACUCCCACAGUAGAAGCUCAGGUGUCGCUCAGUGGUGCUGAAACUGCCAAAUACAUUUUCAGUUACACACCAGAAGAACCAGGGACUUUGGUUGUUACUGGUGAAGUUGCUUUAGAUUCAGCCGCAAUCAAUAUUGAACAAAUAGCGGCUUCACCAAAUUUGAAGGAAGUCUACGUUAAUUAUGGAGGCUCCCAACUGAAAGGGACUUGGAAGUACCAAGAUCCUUCCAAAAAACCAGCCAGAAUAGUGAUUUCAGGCUCUCAAUCUGGGGAAGUUUCAAAUACUUCAAUACUUUUUGAAGGAUCUUACACUUUUGCCAAUGGGACUUUGGUCGAAUUUUCAAAAGAGGCAAGUUCAUAA
Molecule: messenger RNA, 372 nt
Organism: Hansenula anomala
Lineage: Eukaryota; Fungi; Ascomycota; Saccharomycetes; Phaffomycetales; Wickerhamomycetaceae
Exons: 1
Coding region: 1-372 (123 amino acids)
Source: RefSeq, a predicted model, not a curated record